This is a messenger RNA of Lepisosteus oculatus (spotted gar), 9254 nucleotides long. It is a transcript of the gene sema4gb, whose product is annotated as sema domain, immunoglobulin domain (Ig), transmembrane domain (TM) and short cytoplasmic domain, (semaphorin) 4Gb. The record is from RefSeq and is a predicted model, not a curated record. Gene Ontology annotation, cellular component: plasma membrane. Gene Ontology annotation, molecular function: chemorepellent activity; semaphorin receptor binding. NCBI's taxonomy places the organism in Eukaryota, Metazoa, Chordata, Actinopteri, Semionotiformes, Lepisosteidae. Gene Ontology annotation, biological process: positive regulation of cell migration; negative chemotaxis; axon guidance.
CUGACAGUGGAGUUGCGGCGCUCAGAGGGGAGCAGCUGGUGCCGAAGUGCCAGGCUGACGGGGCUCGACUCGGGCGCUCUGAUCUGCGCCUGUGUGUCCACAGUCCAGGCAAGGCCAGGAGGAUUCUGGGGCUGUGCCAGAUUCCCGCACACACACGCUGACGGCUCCAGGUGCUUUUAGAGGACCCUCAGUGUGACAUGGCUGGAGCACAGAGAGCUGCUCCACGCUUGAUGAGUGACUGAUCUACCUUUUCACUCGCUUCUUAGGACAGCAGGAAUCAUAUGGAAUGGAACAACAAUUCAGAGCAGCUGCUUGCUCUUACACCUGGUCUUUAGGUCACAUAGACUGACAAUUUCAGCUGCACCUCGAAACUGUCCGAGACCCGACGCUCAGUGAGGAGAUGAGUUAGUGUGGGCGGAGCCCCGAGCGGAGAAGAGCCCAGCUGCGGCAGAGAGGAGGCGCUGUUCUCCUCUGGUUCGGCUGGUCCAGCGAAGAUGCGCGGCCGUGCUGUCGUCCUGCUGCUGCUCUGCUCCUGUGUUUCUGGGCACCUUUUCAGACCCAGCAUGGACCUGGACGUCACCCCACGCAUCACAGUGCCCUACAGCGGGCUGCUGGGAGCUCGCUGGUUCCGAGGCCCGGCUCUGAACUACAGCACCUUGCUGCUGGAGGAGGAGGAGGAGGAGGGGGGGGUCCUGUACGUCGGAGCGAGGGGGGCCAUGUUUGCGCUCAACGCCAGCAACAUCGCCGGGGGCGACCACAGGACCAUUCUUUGGGAAGCACCACUUUAUCAAAAGCAGCAGUGCUGGAGCAAAGGAAAAGACAACCAGACAGAAUGUUUUAAUCACAUCCGGUUCCUCCAGAGGUUCAACGAAACUCACCUAUACACCUGUGGAACAUACGCCUUCCGACCCGUCUGCACCUAUAUUGAUAUGGAGCAGUUUCGGAUCUCGUCCGCCCCCGAGGACGGGAGAGAGAAGUGUCCCCAUGACCCAGCCAAAGGCUACACUGGGAUCCUCGCAGACGGAGAGAUGUACUCCGCCUCGCAGUACGAGUUUCGCAGUCUUCCUGACAUCCGUCGCAACUUCCCCUAUCCCACGCUGAAGACAGAAGAGGCCCCCACCCGCUGGCUGUACGAGGCCGAAUUCGUGGACUCGGUGCUCCUGAGGGAGAGCGUUAACAGCUCCGUGGGUGACGACGACAAGGUCUACUUCUUCUUCACUGAGAAGAGCGCGGAGCCCACGCCCUACUUCAGCCAGGCCAAGGUGGCGCGAGUGGCACGGGUGUGCAAGGGUGACUGGGGUGGUCUGAGGACACUGCAGAAGAAGUGGACCUCCUUCCUCAAGGCUCGCCUCGUCUGCUCCAUGCCCGACUACGACUUCCACUUCAACAUCCUGCGCAGCAUGUUCGUGCUGCAGAGCCAGGGCUGGCGGAGCAGCGUGUUUUAUGGAGUCUUCGGCUCGCAGUGGAAAAACGUCAAGGCCUCUGCAAUUUGCCAGUACUCCAUUGAGGACAUAAAGAGGGCCUUUGAUGGCACCUACAUGGAGAACCAGGACUCCGCUCUGAAGUGGACCGAAUACACUGGGAAGGUCCCAGAACCUCGUCCGGGCUCGUGCAUCACAAACGAGUUGAGGGCCCGGGGAAUCAACUCUUCGCGGGACUUCCCAGACAGCGUCCUCAACUUCGUCAGGAGACACCCCCUCAUGUUCCAGCAGGUCCGCCCCCAGCAAGAGCGCCCCCUGCUGUUCAAGAGGAACGUGGACUACACCAAAAUCGCCGUGCACAGAGUCACAGCUCUGGACGGACAGAACUACGACAUGCUAUUCAUCGGAACAGAUGAUGGCUGGCUGCACAGGGCUGUGGGGAUCGGUCCUCAUAUGCACAUCAUUGACGAGAUGCAGCUCUUUGAAAAGCCGCAACCCAUCGACAGGCUGGUCAUCUCUGAGGCCCAGAGGAGUAUCUACGUGGGCUCCAGCAGUGGGGUGCUGCAGCUGCCCCUGUCCUCCUGUCACAGAUAUACCUCCUGUUACAACUGCAUCUUCGCCCGGGAUCCUUACUGCGGCUGGGACGGGGCCCGUUGCUCUGAGAUAGCAUCGCAUACCAACAGAUCCAGCCUGACCCAGGACAUCAUGAAUGGAAACUCUGGCUGUGGGAACAGCACAGGUGAAGAGUCGGCGGGGCACAGGCGCCGCUCGGUGCUGAUGGGAGACGACCUGCUGCUGCAGUGCGAGCUCAGCUCCAACCUGGCUGUCCCGCAGUGGACGCUGGACGGCAGCGACCUGCCGGGGUACGGCACCGACUCCGGCUACCGGAUCGGGACCGACGGGCUACUCAUCGUCGAGGCCCGGCCGGAGCAGAGCGGGAGGUACAGCUGCUUCGCUGCCGAGAACGGGGUCCAAGUGCUGGUGGCCGCCUACACCGUGAAGGUUCGCCGGGAUCUUCCUCCACCGACCAUCCAGGUCCUCCCCUCCUCCGAGCCGCAGCUGCCCACCCUCCCAGCGCCUCUGCCCUCUCAGCCUGGAUACCUGAUCUUCCGGAGCUUGGAGGCCGUGUACAUCACGCUGAUCGUGGUGCUGGGGGGGCUGUGCUUCGUGCUGACAGUGGUGCUGCUUUACCUGGCUUUCUGCCUGCAGAGCCGGCGGGGGAAGUACUCCCUGCACUCGCGCGCAGCCAAGAGGAGCUCCCACCUGGAGCUCCAGACCAUCUCCAGCAACUGCGUGGGCAGGCGAGAGCACGAGGCGGACACGGCCGACGGGCUGCUGCAGAUCGUCCCGGGCGAGGGCCACGCCUCCCCGAACAAGGAGCCGCCGCCGCCUCCCCCGCCCCCGCCGCCUCUGCCCUCCUCGGAGUACGCCAACGGCCUUUCUGCCACCCUGCCCAGCGUCCUGCGCAAGAUGAACGGCAACAGCUACGUGCUGCUGCGGCAGAGCGACCCUGAGACCACCUCCCCCCUCUACCACUCGUUCACCGAGGAGCUCAACCGCAUCCUGGAGAAGAGGAAGCACACCCAGUUACUGGCCAAGCCCGAUGAGAGUUCUGUGUAGCGCCGUCUGAGCGGCUCCCCCUUGUGGUGGGGCGGCCUAAUUGCUAUAUUUAAUCAUCCGCUGCCACCUGCUGUACAAGUGCCUGAGCCCCAGCUGUUUGUUUUACGCCCCGAACUCACAGAUUUCAGUAUAAAACUCCCAAGACAAUGGCAAGUCGACAACAGCUACAAAAAGUUGUCGCACCUUUUUCUGGUUAUGCCUCGGGAGGAGAUCAAAGUCUGGAAAAACGUUGUGUUAUAAGAGACACGGUGGGGUUGUUCUGGAGCCUGACCUUGUGCUCUUCAGAGGGAACAAAAAUGGCCAGACCCACUCACAUCUACCUCAGCAUAUUCCAGGUGCAGUGGUGCCUGCGUGUGGAUUGUUUCCUGAAGGAGGGGAGCAUGGGAUUCGGGGCUUGGCGCUGGAGCAGGGCGGGUGCUGGACUGGGACAGAGGGACAGUGGAGUCCCAUGUGGAGCUGAGUGCCGGGCAGCUGGCACUGAAACCCACCAGUCAGCCUUGCUUUACAGAGGAGGGUCCGAGAGAAGACCAGGAAAGGCUACCCUGUCGCAUGGCUGCGUAUGAACAGCCAACCAUACAAGUCCGAACAAAAGGCAAUUUUAAACAAUAAAUUAUGAGCUGCUUGAUUUGUAAAUAUUUUUGUACUUGCUGUAUAUUUCAUGUAGAAUGCUUAAAUAUUCAAAACUAAAAAAUAAGCAUAGUAAUAACUGGUACCUAUUGUGGUUUAACUUUGACUUGGAGCGGGGAUUUGACAUCUUUUUUUGAAAAGCUGUUCCAUUGGAAGGAGAUCGAGUGAGGAAAUCAGUGUUAACCCCUUGAAAUGCCCUUUGAGAACAUGCCUCUCCCUGGUUCAGCCACUGCUCUCGAUGUGCAGGGGACAUGGGACCAGGCAGGGUCGUGAGUGUGCAGCUGGUGGGGGGCAGGAGGAAACAGGGCAGCUGUAACUGUGACCACAGUGAAGCUGGAGGUCGCCUUCAGUUUCAAAUACAAAGUUCUCCACUCUACGCUGUAGACGGGCUGCAACAGGAAUGGAUGUCUGGGAUAAAGCGACUUCAGACGGAUCAAGGACCAUGGGGAGUAAUCUGCUUUAUUUGCGGAUACGUGUUUUUUUUCCCUUCACCCUCCACCUUUAGGGCCAAUUGAAGUUGCAGAUUAGGGCACUAAAGUCUAGAGGCCAAGCAAGAUUGCCCUGCUUCUCACCCCAUCAAGACUGGUCCUGCCCUGUCAACCCCAUCUCUCCUGCUGUAUUAAAGACCCCAGCCUGUCUGCCUCCAGACAGCUCAGUCCAAAAGGCAGUGUGCACAAGAUGAAACUCUGACAUCUCUGCGUCACAGCCCAGGGCUUGACAUGAAAGGAUGCUGUAAGCCUGACUAACCUGCAAGUGGCGCUGGACAGACCCCAGUAACUGGCCCCGUUGUCAUGACAGCAAGACGAGAGACAGUAUUGGAUAUUCAAAGUGGCUGUUCUGUGCCAGCUGUGUGUUUUGGAGGAGGAGAUUUCAGAGCGGUGGACGGGAUGAGGGUACUGAAGGAAGCAGGACAAGGAUCCUGUUGAGGCCUUUCACGGUCUUCAUCCCAGCCAAUACCCUGCCAUCGCCUGUCUCUCCAGGGAGAAGGAGAUCGGCCUUGGUGUCCUUCACACGCGCUGUGCUGGAGUCAGCAUGGCCAUCUGCUGACUACUGCAUGCCUCAAGACAUGGAAACCCUGGUGGCGAUGAGGCUCUUGCCCCAGAGCAGGGCUUCCUGUAUGAUCACAGGGCAGCUGUUCCUCUCACUGGGGGAACUCCAGUCAUAAACAUGUGACUUUGGGAUUCCAAAUAAACUCUUAAGCAAUGUCACCCUUCUUCAGCAAUAAAUAUGAGCCAUGUGCUACUCGGCAAUGAAGAGAAAUUCCCCCCUCCCCACGCUCAACAUUGUCGAUAACGCUUGUUUUACAGGAUACUGCGCAUAGACUUGCACUAUGUAAUAAGUGUGGGCUAAUUCUUUGGAUAUGGACUGUGGUGGCAGACUUCAUCUUGCUUGCUAGUUCUUUUGCUUUGACUCCCGAGUACGGCAAAGGAUGACCUUGCCUUGCCAGAACCUGAAGCAGGCGCCCUGCUCUCUGAGCGAGGAGGCGCACGGGGGUCGUGAGUCAUCGCUGCGUCAGCCGAGAGCCGACCACAAAGGCUAGCCACAGUGAAACUUGCUUUUCCUUCAGGCCUGGUGCCUGCUUUUUAAGCUGGAUCAGCCCAUUUUGUGUGGAUGCGUAUAGCACAUUGCACGCACAUAUUUAUGUUACAGGAAACCCCCAAUCCUCAUUUUCAGAGUUGCGUUUCUUAAAGGUAAACUGCUGAGCGAAAAUUUGGUAAAUGAAAAUGAAUCUCCUAAUAAUUUAAAGGCAGUAAUUAUAUGGUAUGGUGACCUGAGACACUACAGUGAUAAAUUAGAGAAAAGAAAGGAAAUUUUAUAGUACACAUAUAUGCAUUUAUUGUAUUGAACAGUAACUAAUUUAAAAUAAACAGUGCUAAUUAAGACAAAAUAUAAAGGAAAAAGGGAUUUGAGACCCGAGAAUAUAGCAAAUCUAUUUGGCAACAGGAUGUGUCCUUGAAGUGUUCAGCCUGUUCAUCUUUUUCAUAAUGUCUGGCUUCAUAUUGAGAUUUAUAAUCUGUCAAGAGUUCUUACCUUUAGAUACAGCAAGUUGACAAGUGCUAGGAGGGUAAGAUAUUUUGAGACAAAGUCUCAUAAAAAUGGGUAAUACACCAAGUACACCGAGUACAGUACACAACAAAUUAUACUGUACAAAUAAGGCAAAAGGGCUGUGCUAGGGAUUAUGGGCAGGAGUGGCAAUAUGGGCAUGGCAUGCUUUUCUAGUGAAAAUUCAUUACAUGUAUGUAAUGUAGUGAGUGGUGGCUCUAUGAGGAAGGCUCAAAAGCUGGGUUAUGUAAGUAUAAAGGGAAGGGAGUUCCAUAGGAGGGAAAAAAGCUGUUGGUACUGGAUCUCUAUGAAAUUAGCCACCCCUCUUAAAGGUAAUCAGUGUCCAGCUUCGAAGAAAGAUUUAGUCUACAUCUCGACCCCAGUCAGGAAGGAGAGUGAGAGCUUCACAGGGGUUCUUGCUAGACAAGGAUUGGCCUGUGAGACCCAACGAGCUCAGGUGUAACUUGAGGAAGGUGUGGUGACUGCUGUACUGAGGUGUGUCACAGCUUCUGGGGUGGUGGUGGCGUGGCAGCUUGUUUUCCAGGCUCAGUGGUAUAGAAGUGCGAUGCUGAGGAAUAGUGUUGGGUUGCUAGAUCACGGCUGACAGCACCUGGAGGAGUGAGAGACAGCCUGGCAGGGCAGCACUGACAGAUCUUCACACCUCAGAUGAAGGAGGAAGAGUCUCUACACGGGAGGGAAAAGAGAAGGCUCUCUAUGAACUUAACCACCUUUCUAAUGGAAAUCAUUUCACGGUCUGAAGCGCUUCAGACAAACGGCAGCUGAAGGAGUGAAGAAAGGGCAGUAAUAGGAAACCAGCUGCUGCUGUGUGGGGACACCAUGAGCUGGUAUAGAGCCUCUGGCCAAACAGGAUUAGUCAGCAGAAGAGUAGUGGAGAAUAGUGUAGUGAGAAAAGAGCGAAGAAAGUGGACUGAGCACCACUGAAUAAGGAAGUUGGAAAACUCUUUUCCACCAGGCAAAGAUUGUGAUCAGGAAAAGGGUGAAGAAUCCAAAGAGCUGUUUGAGAGUGAGAAGAGACCAGGAAAGAUCUAAGGGAGGAGUCUGCUCGGUUUUACCCAGGGUCCAACGAGAGAGCUACAUGUAUAGGAAAGUAUUGGAAAUGGGCCACCAAAACUCUAGAAGAGCACAGCAUUGUCACAAUAGGCUGAAAAGGGGGUUAAUUUCUGAAAUGCAUUAAUACAAUUUAAUUAAACACCUGUAAAGAGAGAAGAACUUGCAUGUCUCUUGGUAGCAUGUCAAGAGUGGGAAAAAAUGAGCUUUAGAGAAAGUGUCUUCAGUUUAGUGCCACCUUAGAUUUAUAGAGACAAAAACUAAUGAAGCUAUGGCUAUGCCAUUUCCCAAUUGCCCUUUUAUUCAUUUUUAAAUAUAAGACUGUAAAACAUCUACUAGAGGUACGUUGGAGGGAACUUCACAAGAGUUGGCCUUGUUUUUUGCAACCCUGCAUGAAAGAAGAGACUAGAGAUGUGUGCUGUUUCAGAAAAACUCCCACUGUCAUUUUGAAGUCGUUGCUAUGGGAAACCGUGCCAGCCCUCCAUGAGCUCCUGCAGACUCCGUUGAUGAAGAUGCUUGCUGGUGCACUUAAGACAGGACAGCUGGCAUUCACUCUGCUGUGUGCAGGCCUGCGUGUCACCCAACAAGACCCUCCGCUUUUGAAACACCAUGACAUCAUCAAUUUUGAUUUUAACAUUUUUUGCAAUAAUAUUAACAUAUAUGCUUAAACAUAGGCUAUAUUAUGCUAUUACAUUACAAAUAUGAGAACUCCGUGAAGACUAUUUGAUACCAUGUGGUUCAUCUUCUUGCUUUGGAAACUAAAGCUAAUGGGUGCUUGAGUGUCCCAGGACACACAACACCCAUGAUGCCCCAGGCAACCAUAGACCUGAGGAUAGGCUUCAUGGGGCAGGUUAAAGCAAUCACAGCUCACUGAAAGCCAAGUACUGACCCCCAACAGCUUAGCUCCACUCAGAAGGAUCCAGAGAUGACCCUCGUAAGAGUGAGAAACAGGCCAAUGAGCACUCAUGCUGAUGAGAGGAAAGCACGCUGCGUUCUGCUCACAAAGACCACGUGCUGCAAGACCGUUCCAGUGUGAUGCAGCUGUGCCUAACCCUAGAUUAGAGACAGAACAGAAAUCUGUUUGCUUAACUCUCAUGCUCAUGAUCUCAGCUAGGAUUGGUUGGCCUAUGAAAAAAUUGAAACUGGCAACUUUACUGCAAUGACUCUUAAGCCCACAUUAGCAGCUCCUGCCAUCUCCUGCUGUGUCCAAAAAGUCAGUGGGGCAAGAAUUUGUGUCAUCGAAGGAUGAGAUUGUCGUACCUUGCUGUAUGUGAUUGUGAAGUUUUAUUUCACGUUUUUUUAAAUAUGCUCUUUAUAUAAAAAUAGUUAUACUGUUAUCCUGCACUAGAAAAUAUGUUCUGCUGCACAGAAUCUUGUGGAAUGUUCAGCUGAAAUAUGCUCCAUCUGUGGCAGCACAAUUUACUACCGUCGUCCUGCAUGGUAAUAACUAAUAAGCUCAGCAGUCUGUGGCUUUAGAGCGUUCGUGUGAUGUACCCGCUCUGCCUCCUGCCUGCCGAUAAUUUAGUUCCAGUGACCUUUGUGAUGAAGCUCUGGGAUGGAAAAGAGCACGGCUAUGUGAAAAACUCCUUCGCACAAACAGUCGUGGUCAGAGUGGUCUGGUGUGCUGGCAAGCGCGUCGACAGAUGCACAAGGAAUAUGUGGGGACAACCAUGAUGCAAUAUUUGCAUAUGUGAAGGUGACACCAACUCCCAGUUUUUGGUAAAUUGUAAUUGGCAAAACGAAAAGCAAUUCAACAUUAACACCCUCUCACCCUACCGUCCACUUUGUGGAGUGAAGGACCCGCUAAAGGCUGCAGCUGGGAGAGACGUACUGUGCACCAUCCUGGGCUGGUGGUGUCUGGCCCCUUGUGUACUGCAGCCUGGGAAAUCAGUAGUCCACCAGCAGAUCAGGCACACAGGGUGGGCAAGAGAAGCACCCAGAGCACCCAGGGAUCUAAACUACAGGACCACUCACUCCUUCCCUACUUCAUUAUGCUAUUCAAGUUAGAUCGACCCAAAACCAAGGAUACAAAGGACACAAUUUCAGAAUAAAUGUUGUUAAAGUAUUAAUAAUGGAAGGAGAGGCUCUGGAAGAUAGUACACAUCCACAUUUUUUUCUCUUCCAUCUUCCCCUGACACUUGGGAGUCCUGUAGGAUAGAGCUUUUUAGCACAACUGUUUCAUCAAAAACUGGAAGCAGACAUCCCCACCCCCCACCCCGGACAACAAAAGCAUUUCUUAUGGCACAAUAAUGAUCAGGGCAUUGGCCAGAGAUUUUUAUAACUGGUACUAUUUCUGAAGAUAUUUUUAACAAGUUGAUUUGUUAAUGAGGUUAUGUGUUUCUAAGGAAGAAAAGACUUUUUAAAUUUCUGAAAGUUCCUGUAAGAGAAGUUUAAUGUUUCUGAGAGAUGUAUUCUUUUGUAAAAUAAAGUUGAAAAAACAAUUCUGUGUCUUGUUUUCUGUUUGUGAAAAUGUGU